This is a messenger RNA of Benincasa hispida (wax gourd), 1059 nucleotides long. RefSeq lists its product as uncharacterized. Lineage: Eukaryota; Viridiplantae; Streptophyta; Magnoliopsida; Cucurbitales; Cucurbitaceae. The record is from RefSeq and is a predicted model, not a curated record.
GUCACUAUACUUCCAAUGAUCCAAUUUUGAUGGUCGUGAACCCAUUCGAAAGAACCCUAAGCCCCAUGAACCCAUCCGGGAAAGGGCUUUACUUUCCUCUUCCAGAUUCUCACAAUCCCUAAAUUUCAAAUCAAAGCUCAUUCGCCAGCUUCGGGCUUCAAAUUUCUACUUGAUUCAACUUGCUUUGCCAUGAAAAGGGCAAUUCCAUGGAGUGAUGAAGAGGACAAUUCCUCAUCUUUAUCACAGUCAGAUUCAGACGCUGAUGAAGAUAAUGGUGAGACAAAAGCAAGCUUUCGAGUUAAAGCUGGCCGUUCCUCUAAAGAAAAAGACGUGGAAGUCAAAUCUGGAGGAAAGCGGAAGAGCGUUGCUGUGGACUUUGAUACAUUGAAACGCCACGGCUACAAAGGUGGUCCAUCAGUCUUGAAAGUACCACCUCCAAAAGAGAAUGAGAAGCAAGAUUGGUCAUGGUCUACUGGCAGGGAGACUCGGGAAAACAGAGAAACCGAAGAAUCGUAUGAAGAGAGACAGAAAACAAGAGCUGCAUUAGAAAAUGGAGAGCAGCUGCUGACCGCACAAACUCGGAAGGAGAAGGAGAAGGAGAAGGAGAAGGAGAAGAAGAAUGUUUCCUUCUCCCAGAAAGAAAAGAGGAAAAGAGAGCUUGGUCAAGCAAGCAGGGGAAAAAACUAUGUCGAAGAAGAAAAGAGAAUGUUGAGGGAGAGUGGCAUCUACUCUGGUUUUGAUACUUGAUCUUCCGUUGCAACUAAAUUGUUAACAAUGCAUUGCAUGUCAAAGCUCUAUGCUACAAGGUUAUAUUUACAAUGGACUAUAUUAUGAAAAAAAAGCAGCUGACAGGAACCGAAGUCAUUCACUGUAAAAUAUCAACAAAAGCUAUUCGUUUCGGGUUUGGUUCCCAUAUGUAAAGGCAACAAUCAUUUUCACAGAUUUAAGGUACAUAUGAACAUGGGGUGUAGCUGAUUUUGUACCAUUUUUACUGGUAGUUCAGUUGUAUCAAGUAUGAUGUUUUUCAUGGUAAUAGAUAAAACAGCUUCAUUAACCCAA